AUGUGUUCUUCUUCUUCCUCUACCUCCUUAUUCCUUCUCCUCACCCUUAUCAAUAAAGUUUCGGGCUCCGGGUACCUGGAGCUGACCCUUCGGAGUCCGUGGAAACAGGAAGUGGCCGUGAGUGUUUAUCAGGCUUCCAGUGCAUUCGGAUCUAUAAAAUCUGCACUGCUGAGGCCAAACGAAGCGAGUUCACUGAAGUUCCCAGUCAACUAUAAUCAAACCGCGAAGAUCGUGAUCACGGUGGGCGGAUCUCCGAACUACGGACUCCAGAGCACUAGGCUCGACGCCCUGCUCACGCCGAUCAGAGGAGUUCUGACUCCGGAGAAGGUGCCGGCACCGUUCGACGGAUUCAAGAUCGGUUUUGAGUGUGACACGUAGGCGGACUCCAAGUUUCCACCAAGACAGGCCGAUUUCAGAAAUUAUUACGGAGAACAUUGCUAUCAAUUCUGCAACAAUGAAGUCGCACUUAAGUAUGGAAAACGAUGCAAUUCAGCCGGAUUCACAUCGUGUCCUCAUGGCUUCAUGGGUCAAUCAUGCAUCGAAAGUGAGUACUUGAGCAUCCGAUCUUCGGUCCCAACCCGAUGGUUUCAGUGAUUCGUCACCAGGACUGUCCUUGCCAGAACAACGGUCAAUGUGCCACGUCGUUCCUGUCCGAGUCUCAGGAAGUUCCCCUUUGCGAGUGUUCCGAGGGAUUCUAUGGGCCCGUGUGCCAGAGUCCGAGGGACGUUCGGAACGUCACCUUCACCACCAACUACACGCCCGAAUUUAGAUUCGUUCCGCAGAUAAUCGAGAAGUAUUACAAUGGAAUGAAAAUGGAGAACCGGCUGAUUUCGGUCAAGAAGCGAGUGAAUAUUGCGAUGGAAAGGCGGAGUGUCUGA
Messenger RNA from Caenorhabditis sp. 36 PRJEB53466, 878 nucleotides. NCBI's taxonomy places the organism in Eukaryota, Metazoa, Nematoda, Chromadorea, Rhabditida, Rhabditidae. The record is from the annotation of a GenBank genome assembly.